AUGAGCGAGGAUGGCUCCAAAAUACAACACAGCUCCUUAUCACUGAAGGAUUUUCUCGCAUCAAUUGCGUCCAUCAAGGGAGACCUUUCCAAUAUUACCGCACCACCCUUCGUCCUGGACACCAAGUCGGUAGUUGAACUACCUGGCUUCUGGGCCGAGCGGCCAUCCCUUCUCGUCGCCCCGUCGGCAUCUCCAGAUCCGGCGAAAAGGGCCUUAUUGGUGCUUCGUUGGUUCCUGUCCUCGCUCAAGAACCAACAGUACAGCGGAAGGUCUGUAGAAGAGGGCGUGAGAAAACCCCUCAACGCUUUCCUCGGAGAACUUUUUCUUGCGAAGUGGGACGAUAGUAAUGGCGAGACCACACUUGUUGCUGAGCAGGUCUCCCAUCACCCCCCAGUCACGGCUUGUCGCGUUUGGAAUGAACAAUACGGGGUCUUUGCAGAAGGUUUUACUCGCCAGGAAAUUACACUCGGCUUCGGCAACAUCACCAUCAGGCAGCUGGGCCGUGCACUGCUUACCUUAAAGGAACACAAUGACGAGACCUACCUCAUACCACUUCCCGAUGUCAAGGUCAGAGGACUUUUAUCUGGGCUUGCGGGUACGUACCCCGAGCUGGAAGGGACGUAUACUAUUCCUUGUACUUCUGGGUAUUACUCUGUCAUCGAUUUCAGCGGUAGAUCUCUCUUGGGUGGUGGGAACAAGAAUGGAGUGUCAGCCAAAGUCUUCGGGCCGGGAGGAGAUAGCGGAGCAGGACACGAACCUCUCUACACAGUUUCGGGCCAUUGGAACGAUUCCUUCACAAUUUACAACGGCGCAGAAGUAUCAAAAGAAGCGUCGAUGGAAAUCGUCACCAUACAAGACCUUCCCACUGUACCGCUGAAACUUUUCGAAGACGAUUCCGAGGCUCAAGAUGCUUGGGAAUCCCGGCGGGCAUGGAAGGCUGUGCGUGAGGCUCUAGAACGUAGAGACAUGACGGGCGCAGCCAAGGCUAAGUCAGCCAUUGAACAAGGGCAGCGGGCCAUGCGCAGAAAUGAAGCGCGGGAAGGAAAGGAAUGGAAGGCUCUGUUCUUCAGACCGGAGAAAGAAGACAAGGUUGCGACGGAGUUGUAUCGCAGCAUUCUCAAGGAGCUGAAGCCCGAGGAUACCGUCGCAAUUUGGAAGUUCAAUCAGGAACUAUGGGACAGAGGUGUUCAGAAGCCAUUCCAUGGGCAGUCGUCGCCAAACAACGCGAAUAGACCCGAGGACGUAGCCGCUGUCCCCGUUACACAUCGUGAGAUGCUAGCGGACUUCGAUGAUACUGACCUGGCAUCGCCAGCAUCGUUCAAGACAGCACCGGAAUACAUGGCUACGAGCUAUACACCGAACGGAUCCGAGCCGCAGCGGGAAUCGCCUGUCAUCAGCACGACCCCUGAAAAGUACAUUCCACCCGUUGCAACUGUCAGGCAAAGCGUCGAGCAGAGCAGCGGUGGUUUGACUCCCUCGACACCCUCUCUCUCCCCAUCCACGCGGGGCAAGCGUCAACGAGCGAAAGAAUCCAUGGGGAAGUUCAGGAGGUCUCUGUCGUCCGGCCUUUCGAAAAUCAGCAGCCCUGGCCGCUCAAGCGAUAAUGAACACGUUGGGUCUCGCAAGGGGGAAAGUGGAUGA
Messenger RNA from Diaporthe amygdali, 1641 nucleotides. RefSeq names its product oxysterol-binding protein. Gene Ontology annotation, molecular function: oxysterol binding. Gene Ontology annotation, cellular component: membrane; cytosol; intracellular membrane-bounded organelle. Bases 1 to 1641 code for a protein of 546 amino acids. The record is from RefSeq and is a predicted model, not a curated record. Gene Ontology annotation, biological process: piecemeal microautophagy of the nucleus; endocytosis; maintenance of cell polarity. The transcript has a single exon. Lineage: Eukaryota; Fungi; Ascomycota; Sordariomycetes; Diaporthales; Diaporthaceae.